ACGUCAUCCAAUGCGACGGCUUCUGAAGCCACACUGCCACCGUCUCAAGGCUGUUGUUGAUUGAGGUAGAAGUGUGAUCGAUUUCAGAAAGAAUCUCAUCGACAAGAGGCAGGCAAGAAAAAGAAGAAGAUACCAAAAAUGUAUCCAGCUGGCCAGAAGAGUUUAGAGAGAGAAUCUCAACGUGAAGAGGAUGUCUCUGAAAACAGAAACAAAAGAAAGGGCAGUCCUAACAUUCAGAGACCCCACAAAAUUAUAAACCGUAUCAAAGUGAAAGACUGUAAUCCUCCUGAAGACUUAAACAGAUUGGGCUCCAGUUUGGGCAGACGCUGCUACUUGAAGGACAGUAAUGCCCACAAGCCAUCAGAAUCCUCGAAGACUAACACAGUGAGGCCCGAGAAGAAAUUGUGUCCAAAUCAAACUGGAGAAGAUUUUCAAGAGAAUGACAACUUGUCCUCUCUUCAGGGUCGUCCACAAAUUAAACAACCUGAUAAGAAUAGGAAGAAACUGGCAUCUGCAACAAAGAACUUGGUAAUGGCCUCUCAGCACCCUAGAUUUCAGCCUGUUGUGAAGCUAACAAGGAUUGAUGCCAUCAAAUCUCAAGGAGUGUACAAUCUAAAUCCAAUCCGCCAACAGUGUGUGAGAACAUUUAAAUACAAAUUGAAUUCUAAGGAUAAUGGAGGGAUUCAUGGGAGUAAGAAACCAUAUCACUGUCCUGAAGGUGGGAAACAAUUCUCAGAUAGUCACAUGCCUAAGCAACACAGAGAAGAUAAUACAGGGAAGGAGUCAUACCACCGUUCUGAAUGUGUUAAGAACUCUUCAAAACACAGCCAUACCACAACUCCCAUUGUAGAGAAACCAUAUUUGUCUAAACGUGGCAAACGAUUCUCACAAGUGAGCCACCUUCAGACAGACAUGAUUGGUUACAGAGGACAGGGUUUAUAUCGUUGUCCAGCAUGUGGUAAACAUUUCUUUGACAAGAGCCAUCUUUGCAGACACAAAAGAAUUCACACUGGAGAGAAACGAUAUUGUUGUUCUGAAUGUGGCAAACAGUUCUCAAAAUCAAGCAAUCUUCAGACACACAUGAGAGUGCACACAGGAGAACAGCCAUUUUCCUGUUCUGAAUGUGGCAAACAGUUCUCACAAGCAGGCCAUCUUCAGACACACAUGAGAAUGCACACAGGAGAACAGCCAUUUUCCUGUUCUGAAUGUGGCAAACAGUUCUCACAAACAGGCCAUCUUCAGCAACACAUGAGAUUGCACACAGGAAAACAGCCAUUUUCCUGUUUUGAAUGUGGCAAACGAUUUUCAAGUAGCAGUAAUCAUCUGAGGCAUUUAAGAGGUCACACUGGUGAGAAGCCCUAUUGCUGUCCUGAAUGUGGCAAAAGAUUUUCCAACACAAGCAAUUUUCUGCGUCAUGCAGAAGUCCACAAUAAAGACCAUCCUUAGGCCUGUUCUGAAUGUGGCAAGAAAUUCUCAACUUCGUAGACAUAUAAGAACACACAUUUGAUAGAGGCCAUCCUCGUUUCCUGAUUGUGACAAGCUAUUCACCGAUAACAGCAGCCUUCAUAGACACAACAGAAUUCAUUCUGGGUUAAGGCCAUAUUGUUGCCUUGAAUUUGGCAAGCGAUUCAUACAACCCUGCAGUCUUCAGCGACACAUAAGAACUCACACAGGAGAAAAGCCAUACUGUUGCUCUAAGUGUGGAAAAACAUUCAUACAGAAAACACAUGAAAAGUCAUGCUAAAAAGGCAAAGUCCAAAGAGACUGUAAAUAACAAAAUGUAAAUCUGAAAUAAUUCAGUCAGGUGUGGAAAGAAAAUUGGAAUUGCUCUGCUAGUUGGUUACACAGAAUGCAUUUGACAAAAAGUUGCAGACUCAUUUAGGCAACCCUGCUUAUUAAUUUACUGUAAGUGGCUUUUGCACUAAUGACUAUUGCACAUUGUACACAGGUCUACUUUACAAGUUAUAAUGUUAUUUAUCUUAUACUUCUAUACUUUUUAAUAUUUAUUGUACUACGAAGUUGAGAGAGAAACAGUAUUUUGUUUCUCCUGUGUGCUCUGCACAUAUAGUUAAUUGACAGUAAAAGGCUAUUUGAUUUGA
This is a messenger RNA of Erpetoichthys calabaricus (reedfish), 2099 nucleotides long. RefSeq names its product gastrula zinc finger protein XlCGF57.1-like. Lineage: Eukaryota; Metazoa; Chordata; Cladistia; Polypteriformes; Polypteridae. The record is from RefSeq and is a predicted model, not a curated record. The transcript is spliced from 3 exons. The coding region runs from base 139 to 1446 and encodes 435 amino acids. Gene Ontology annotation, molecular function: DNA-binding transcription factor activity; RNA polymerase II cis-regulatory region sequence-specific DNA binding. Gene Ontology annotation, biological process: regulation of transcription by RNA polymerase II.